Messenger RNA from Hypoxylon fragiforme, 2290 nucleotides. RefSeq lists its product as uncharacterized. The record is from RefSeq and is a predicted model, not a curated record. Bases 248 to 1867 code for a protein of 539 amino acids. The transcript has 3 exons. Lineage: Eukaryota; Fungi; Ascomycota; Sordariomycetes; Xylariales; Hypoxylaceae.
CUUGCUUAAGCACCUACUUAUUAAUGUGAAUUGGUCCAAUUGGAUCCAUAGCAACGGAGGUACCGCUCCUACACGUGUAUGUAGGUCGUGAUAUAUCGGAUAUGGAUAUAAUACUGAUAAACCAGUAUACUUGCUACAUGCAUUCUCCAAUAUUCAUUAUGUAUUUAUAACAAACAACACUCAUCUGGCCGUAACAACUGUCCGCCUCUCCUAGACCGGGCACCAUCAAACAACCGGGCGCGCUGGAAUGGUUAGACUGCUCCGGAGUUCAAGAGGGCGCUUGGCUCAAUUUAUCCCUCGCAGAGACACAAAGCCACGAAACUUCCCAAUCUUCGAAGUUGGUUCAAGCCAAGAUGCAUCCGAUCGUCAGCGUAAGUACGCCGGCAACGAUGGUGCCGGCGAAAGCGCCUGGAAGAGUUCCCUGUCCAAGAUGCUAGAGGGUGCCGCAACCGCCCUCGGUUCCAUUGGAAUCCUUGGGCUAGCGGGCUAUUCCUACCACUGGUAUUACAAGUCGCUUGUCUUGAGCAAGAUGGAAAACGCCUUCGCUCCUGGGUUCUCAUCUCUCGAGCGGGCUGCCCUGAGCCGACAGGAUGCCGACAGCCCGACUCAGGACGAUGACUGGAUACCGAGGGCGGAGCAGGUCACCAUCAACGGCAUUGUCGAUGGGACUAUCCAAGGCCACUACUACUUGGUGACUGGCGAGAAGGGGACCGGAAAGACGUCCAUGAUACUCAAAGCCAUGAGCCGGAUUGAGGGGGAGGGCAUCGCCAUGCUAGAGGCGCAUAGCAACCUGGAGAUCUUCCGCAUACGGUUGGGGAAGGCACUUGACUAUGAAUUUCACGAAGACUACAUCGGUGGAUUAUUCAGUUUCAAGGGCCCUCGAGAUACGACGCCCCUCCUCGAUAUCGAACGCGCAUUCAACCAGAUGGAGAAGAUUGCACUAAAACGCCAAGAAGAGUCCGGAAGACCCCUAGUUCUGAUCAUCAACGGCACCCAUUUCCUCCGCGACGACGAAGACGGGCAGCAUCUCCUCGAACUACUUCAGCAGCGGGCUGAGCUCUGGGCCACUAGCCGACUCGUCACCGUCAUCCUCAACAGCGACGAACACUGGACUACCGAACGCCUGCUAAGACAGGCGACUCGCUUGCAAGUGAUUCCCGUGCGCGACAUCGAAAAGAAGAUCGCCAUCGAGUCAGUCAAGAACUUCCGCGCCAAAGCCUUCCACGAAGCCGUCCCUACCUCGGUCCUCGAAGAGGUCUAUAGUAAGAUCGGCGGGCGCCUCCGCUUCCUCAGCCACGUCGCCAAGUCGCGCGACAUGCUGAGCGCGUGCGAGACGAUCUGCGAAAAAGAAAGACUCUGGCUGCUGGACCAGUGCUGGAUCCUCGGCGCCGAGAUGGACCCCGGCGCCGAGAACCAGCAGGACAUCUGCGCGUCGGCGAUGAUCAUGGCCAAGGCGCUCAUCGCGAAGGAGAAGGAGCUCAUGAGGGAUAAGGACUACGACGGCCGGCUGCCGCAGAUCCCGCUGCACGAGGCGCGGGAGCUCGUCACGAACAACGAGUUUCUGAAAGCGCUCGACCACAUCAACAUCGUCACCAUCGACUCCCGCUCCAUGGUCCAGGCGGACUCCGUCGCGAUGCAGAACGCCUUCCGCGUUGUGUCGUCGCAGCCCGGGUUCGACGAGCAUCUCCAGGAGACGCUGGAUCGGCUGGAUGAGCUGGAGAGCUUGGCGAGGACGAGGGAGCUUACGGUGAAGGACGUGUGGGGGGGUAAGGGAUUGAGGGCGGUGGUGGAGAGUAAGAGUAAGAAGGGUGGGCAGGAGGACGUGGUGGUUACGAUUAAGGGGUUCUCGUCUGAGGGUGGGGGAUGAUUGAAAGAAGAAGGAAAUAGGUACCUAUGUUUGAAUGAUGUGUGGGUACAUGGCAUAGAAGCCUUUGGAUAGGACUGGAGGCUUGAGGGUCGCAAAAUGACAUCUCCUAUGCCACAUGCAAUCUAUAAAAUAGGCCAGUCUUGUGCCUUACUCAGUCUCAUGGCCUCUUUGACCUCCGGCUUUGCAGCUUCUAGCGCCCCCUAUGAUGCGAGACGUUUGCCUUCUGCAGCCACGACUAAGUCCGAUUACGAUCUUUAUGUUAAGGUCCACGAACAAUUCUUGUCGAUAACACAGUCGUCUAGCUUUUCAUCUCCUGCAAAUCUGUCGUAUACUAUCGGGCCUGUGUCGUCCGCAAUGGUGCAAAAGGGGGAAGACCUUGGAGGAAACCCGUGCGGCCUACCAAAAGUCGCACAAACAUGGAAG